UUUCGUCUCCGGCGUAAAUCAUCCAACUGCUGGUGCCCCCACCUUCCCCUGUACUCGGGCGAGAUCCGCCGGGUCGGAUCUCCGAUGGGAGGAAACGGGCCCGCCCGGCUCCGCCGAGGAAAAUCUUUCUCCGCCGAGCGCCUCCUGGGUGCAUUGUUGCCUCACGCUCCACCACCUCGUCCCGCCGGAGCCAGCACUUCCUCCGCCGCGGCCGGCGGCGAUGAGCUCGACGAAGACGACGUCUUCUGGACCGGCGACUUCGCCGCCGGUAGCGCGCAGCCACCGUCGUCGGCACCUCCGCCCUCCUCCUUCCCUUCCGAUCCGCGGCAUCACCUCCGCAAGGCGUCGCCGGUCGGUCCGUCGGAAAGCUUCGGCGUCCUCGCGGCCCUGCCGGAGAACGAACCUCGCUCCGUCUUCAACCACAAAGCGUCAAUCUCCUCCUCGUCUUCGUCCGCUUCCUCCUCGGCUUCGUCCUCGAGGAUGAUCUCAAUCCCGACGGUUCCGAAGCCUCCACCGGAGCGCCUGUUGCCAGUUGCCUCGUUCAGCUCCGGCUCGAGGUAUCACCGAUCGGCGCCGGUGAACGUGCCGGCGUUCCCGCCGACGUUGAUGUUGAGGAGAUGUCGCGAACUCGGUGAGAUCGAUGAUGAUUACGACGACGACGACGACGGAGAUGGAGCGAUGUUGCCACCGCACGAGAUUGUGGCGAGGAGUUUGGCCCGGUCGCCGAUGAUUGCGUGCUCUGUGCUUGAAGGCGCUGGGAGGACACUCAAGGGGAGGGAUCUGAGGCAAGUUCGUAACGCCAUUUUUCGGCAAACAGGUUUUCUCGAUUGAUGAAUAUGUACAAGUGUGCCCUUGAGGAAAUUGUUGUCAUCUAUGAAAUAAUUUUGGCGGAUUACUCGCCAAUUCUGCGGAUCUAGUAACUUGAAUCGAUUCAUUCUUUAGUUUAUCAUCUAUAUCUAUGUGGUUGGAUGCUCAGUCGAUGUGGCAGAGAUAUCAUAUUGAUGAUUCGGAUUGAAUUUCAUAACCAGAACAAGAGCUACAUUGGAGCAUUUGAAUACUUACAUGUACCACAUAUGAUUCAGUCAAUUUUUGUCUCUA
This is a messenger RNA of Syzygium oleosum, 1098 nucleotides long. Its product is annotated as protein S40-7-like. NCBI's taxonomy places the organism in Eukaryota, Viridiplantae, Streptophyta, Magnoliopsida, Myrtales, Myrtaceae. The transcript has a single exon. The record is from RefSeq and is a predicted model, not a curated record. Bases 85 to 831 code for a protein of 248 amino acids.